CCUGGGGGAACGUGGUCUCUGCUGAACUCUGAGAGGACAAUUGUCUCGCGCCAAGGAGGAACUAUCCUGCUUUACUCUGACACUUUGGAAGUAUGCAAUAAUACAGCUGGUUUUGAUAUAGCUAGAUUCCCUGUCCACUGGCUCCAAGAUGCAGGUGAUGAGGACCUUCAACCAGCCUCCAACCUCCAGCCAUCCAACCCCCACCCUUAACGACUCAGACACCUGCAUUACCCUGUACAACCACCGGGGGUACGCCCGAGUCCUCAUGCCCCUCUUCUACUGCAUUGUCUUCUUCGUGGGGCUGCUGGGCAACGCCCUGGCCUUCCACAUCAUCCGCCCCAACGUGAAGAAGAUUAACUCCACCACGCUCUACUCUGCCAACCUGGUCAUCUCCGACAUCCUGUUCACACUGUCACUACCGUUACGGAUAAUCUACUACGCCCUGGGCUUCCACUGGCCCCUGGGGGAGACCCUGUGUAAGAUCGUGGGGCUGAUCUUCUACAUCAAUACUUACGCCGGGGUCAACUUCAUGACCUGCCUCAGUGUGGACCGGUUCAUUGCUGUCGUCUUGCCGCUGCGAUUCGCACGCUUCCGUAAGGUCUCCAAUGUCCGGUACAUUUGCGUCGGGGUGUGGUUGCUGGUCUUAAUGCAAACUCUGCCCCUCCUCUCCAUGCCCAUGACUAACGAGGAACCUGAUGGCUUCAUCACCUGUAUGGAGUAUCCCAACUUCGAACCGGUGCCUAACAUCUCCUAUAUCCUGAUUGGCGCCGUAUUCCUAGGCUACGGAGUCCCCGUGGUGACCAUCCUGGUGUGCUACUCCAUACUGUGCUGUAAACUCCGCCUCGCCGCCAAGGCCAAUCAGCUGACGGACAAGUCGGGGCGCAGCCAAAAAGCCAUCGGGGUGAUCUGCUGCGUCUCCCUGGUGUUUGUGGUCUGUUUCAGCCCCUAUCACAUCGACCUCCUCCAAUACAUGAUUAGAAAACUGAUCUACACACCAGACUGUGCUGAACUCACAGCCUUCCAGAUCUCCUUACACUUCACUGUGUGUCUGAUGAACCUCAACUCCUGCCUGGAUCCGUUUAUCUACUUCUUUGCCUGUAAGGGUUACAAGACGAAGGUGCUGAAAAUCCUGAAGAGGCAGGUGAGCGUGUCCUUCUCUAGCGCAGCACGGACAUUGCCCGAGGGGUUGUCCAGAGACAUCAGCGAUGGUAAUAAGAUCCACCUCAACAGCACCAGACACAAAGAGUGAGAGAAUGGUGAAAAGUGAGCCGACGACCAACCAACAGACUAGUGAGCCAAAGACCAACUAACAGAUUGGAGAGCCAACAACCAUCAAUCAGACCGGUGAGCCAACGAUCAACCAACAGACCGGUGAGCCAAUGACCGGUCAACAGAUUGGAGAGCCAACAACCAUCAAUCAGACCGGUGAGCCAAUGAUCAACCAACAGACCGGUGAGCCAAUGACCGGUCAACAGAUUGGAGAGCCAACAACCAUCAAUCAGACCGGUGAGCCAAUGAUCAACCAACAGACCGGUGAGCCAAUGACCAGUCAACAGAUUGAAGAGCCAACAACCAUCAAUCAGACCGGUGAGCCAACGAUCAGCCAACAGACCGGUGAGCCAAUGACCAGUCAACGACCAGUGAGAAUGAUGAGCUAAUGACCAACAGUUCAGCAGCCAACAAUCAGUUACAACAGUGAGCCAGAAACCAGCAAAUUGCCAGAGGAUCUCUGAGGAGAACUAUAAAUGUAUAACUGAUUACAAGUUUAAAGAGGCAUCUCACACCCUCUGGAAAUAGAGCCACUGAUCUAGGACAGCCCAGGUAGCAGACUGUUUCUGCAUCCAACAAAGUGCUUGCCUAUAUAUUGAUAAGUUGAUCAAAAGCAGAAACACAUAAACACAUAAGAACAUUAUUAAACAGCAUGGCCACUUGCAUGAAAAGAUGUCUUGAAAUGGACAGCUGAAUAUUACUUAAUGGUUUCAGAGACUCUGACCAAAGAAUAGAAAGGUUUGGAACAUUACAAUGCUGAGGAAUGAAGAUUAUAAACAAUGUUGAUUGUACUUUUUGUAUAUACACUUAAUGAAUUAUUCUUCAAAAUAACCUUGUGAUUAUUGACAAAUGUAAAAUAUUUCAACACCAUGUACUAAAUGUAACCAUGUCCCUCAAUUAAUUGAAUCAGGAUCAAUGACAUUUUUUACGAAGAUGUUCAAAUGUAUGAAUUAGUAUGUUCACAAUGAAGGUUUCCCUCUGUUUUUGAUUAAUGUGAUUGUUGUAAUGUGGCUAUCAAACCAUGUUAUUUUAAAUAAUUAAGAAAUAUAAAUAAAUUAUCCCAUGGU
Salmo salar (Atlantic salmon) is the source of this 2336-nucleotide messenger RNA. It is a transcript of the gene gpr183a, whose product is annotated as G protein-coupled receptor 183a. Gene Ontology annotation, molecular function: G protein-coupled receptor activity; oxysterol binding. Gene Ontology annotation, cellular component: membrane. Lineage: Eukaryota; Metazoa; Chordata; Actinopteri; Salmoniformes; Salmonidae. Gene Ontology annotation, biological process: G protein-coupled receptor signaling pathway. The record is from RefSeq and is marked provisional.